AUGUCGACCUCCGAAGAGGGCACCUUCAAAGUGGGCAAUGCGAGCCUCUACACAAAGACCUGGACGCCCACGGGCCCCAUCGUAGCCAAGCUCAUCUUCGUCCACGGCUUCAGCGAGCACAUCAACCGCUACAACGCCUUCUUCUCGACACUCGCCGCGCACGGCAUCCAGGUCUUCUCCUGGGACCAGCGCGGCUGGGGCCGCAGCGCGACUCGCCCCGCGGACAGGGGCCUCACCGGUCCAACGGCGCGGGUGGUGGCCGACGUCGCCGCCUUCAUCCAGGACAAGCUGCAGCAGGCGUCGUCUUCCAAGUCGGACGCGACGCCCGUCUUCGUCAUGGGCCACUCCAUGGGCGGCGGCGAGGUGCUCACGCUGGCGGGCGAUGCGCAGCACCGGCAGCUGGUGGCGCGGGUGCGCGGCUGGAUCCUCGAGGCGCCCUUCAUCGGCUUCUCCAAGGGCGAGGAGCCGAGCGUGGUCAAGGUCGUGCUGGGGCGGCUGGUGGGCAAGCUGCUGCCGCGACAGCAGCUCAAGCAUGUUGUUCCGCCGGAGCACCUGAGCCGCGAUCCCGAGGUUGUCGAGUCGAUCCGCAACGACGAGCUGUGUCACAACACGGGCACGCUCGAGGGAUUGGCGUCGCUGCUGGAUCGCACCGCGGCGCUCUCGUCGGGGCGGGUCAAGCUGGGGAGUGACGUGCAUUCUCUGCUCCUGACGCAUGGCACCAACGACAUGACGUGCAGCUAUGACGCGGCCGUCAAGUUUGUCAAGGAGCAGGAUGCGGUUGAGGAUAAGGAGAUCAAGUCGUAUGAGGGCGCGUAUCACCAGCUUCACGCGGACCACUGCAAGGAUGAGUUUACAAAGGACGUGAUUGACUGGAUUCUGAAGCGGUCCAAGAUUGAGUCGAAGCUAUGA
Molecule: messenger RNA, 909 nt
Organism: Trichoderma reesei QM6a
Lineage: Eukaryota; Fungi; Ascomycota; Sordariomycetes; Hypocreales; Hypocreaceae
Exons: 2
Coding region: 1-909 (302 amino acids)
Cellular component (GO): membrane
Molecular function (GO): lipase activity
Source: RefSeq, a predicted model, not a curated record